Molecule: messenger RNA, 901 nt
Organism: Cuscuta europaea
Lineage: Eukaryota; Viridiplantae; Streptophyta; Magnoliopsida; Solanales; Convolvulaceae
Source: the annotation of a GenBank genome assembly
CUACUCCCCUCCCUUUUAGUUCCCUCUCUCUUUAUACUCCAAAGAAAACUCACACUUCAAGUGAGGCAAAAAGAUAUACAACAAGAAAGUUAGUUUUUCUUUUCUUUUCUUUUCUUUUGCAACUCUCUGGUAGCUAGAGAUGGAGGAGCACAAGUGUAACCUUUGCAGGUGGAACUCUAAAAAUUCACCGGAAGAAGACGGCGCUUACUGCUUGAUGAUGUUGUCUAGAGACAAAUGGUCCGGCAGCAAGGAAGAGAACUCCGAGGUUGUCGUUAAGGAGGGAGGAAAGACGAGGAGGAUGAAAUACAGAUGUGGCGGGAGUUGCAGAAAAGUGUUUAGAUCUUAUCAGGCACUUGGGGGACACAGAGCAAGUCACAAGAAGUUGUUGAUGAUCAAAGCCACCACCUCGGCCAGCCGUUGCCUCUCUGGUCCCACAGAGGUAGAGGAAAAUGGGAACGCUGAGAAAAUUCAUGAAUGCCCUUUCUGCAACAGAGUGUUUUCUUCUGGGCAAGCCUUAGGUGGUCAUAAGAGAUCUCACUUCACUUCAACUUCUUUUAUUUCUCCUUCUCCAAAAAAACUGUUCAACUUAGGCUUAAAUAAUUAGUACUAGCUAGUCUACUCCUAUAUCCAAAAGAUUUUGUUUGUAAUUGUUUUAGAAGGCUCAGAGUUCCCUGGAAAAGAGCCCAAGGCACUGCCAUGUACUUGUCUUUGGACACCCAAGUAUGUUUUUUCUUCAAGAACUCUAGUUCAAGUUCUUUGGACAUAUUCUCAUUGUUACAUGCAUACAAAAUGUGGAUUGUUGCAUUUCCAUCCAGGCUUUUGUGCUUCUUCUCAAGACCAGGCUAGGAAACAUUUUCCUUUUCUCACUUUAAGAAUCUGAUCAAUACAUACCUUAUUAGUA